This is a messenger RNA of Chrysochloris asiatica (Cape golden mole), 4655 nucleotides long. RefSeq names its product neurexin 1 (gene NRXN1). Lineage: Eukaryota; Metazoa; Chordata; Mammalia; Afrosoricida; Chrysochloridae. The record is from RefSeq and is a predicted model, not a curated record. The coding region runs from base 826 to 2145 and encodes 439 amino acids. The transcript has 6 exons.
UUUUUCUUUCUUUCUUUUCUUUUUUCUUUAUCUCCCCCCCUCACACCCCUUCUCCACUUCUUCACCUGCUUGUUCUUUUUCUCGGUCCUCGUUCCCCUACUCGGUCCCCGCUUCCUUCAUAAGGGUGUACUGUUCUCUCUGAACCCCUCGCCCGGCGUAAGUGUCAGGAGGCGACGGACGCGGAGAUCGCCUCGGGAGCAGGCGAUGCGCGCCGCUGCUCCGCGCGCUGCCCCGGGGAGGCUGGCGCGAGCAGGCGAGCCGGCUGGGGCUGAAUGGAGGGAAGGGGCGCCGCGAUUCCAUGGGGUCUUCUUCUCCUUUGAAAGGAGGUUGGGCCGGCGAAGUGGCCUCCCCAGUACCCACACACAAUGCUAAAUGGAUUUACCUAAUGGAUUCGCGGUGGAUGGCUGUCAUGUAGAAGUGAGGACCCUCCGGGAGGAGCUUUAAACAAUUUCCCCGCUCCCCAUCCCCCGACACGCACUCUCGUCCGAAACUCUUUGGGAGUACCUCUCGAGAAUCUGGAGCCCCGGAAAUCUGGGCGCAGCAGUCAGCUCCGCGUUUGCUGUUCCCCGGGACUGCCUUGUCGGACAAGCCCCCCGACAGCUGCAUUCGCCUCGGCUAUGUUUCGGAUUGUUUGGGGUGCCAGGCACGGCGGACUCCAGGACCCCGAGAAGACUUUCAGAAGGAGGGAGAGGAUGGGUGCCCUGGCGCGGUGAGGCGGUCGGCCCCGCAGCCCAGCCCGCGCCGCCCGCUCCCUCGCGUCCUCUCCCCUCCCCGAGCCCCAAACUUUGCCUCCCGCGGCGGCAGCCCCUCGGCGGGCGCCCCGUCAUGUACCAGAGGAUGCUCCGCUGCGGCGCCGAGCUGGGCUCGCCCGGGGGCGGCGGCGGUGGCGGCGGCGCAGGGGGGCGCCUGGCCCUGUUCUGGAUAGUCCCGCUCACCCUCAGCGGCCUCCUAGGAGUGGCGUGGGGGGCGUCCAGUUUGGGAACGCACCACAUCCACCAUUUCCAUGGCAGCAGCAAGCAUCAUUCAGUGCCUAUUGCAAUCUACAGGUCACCGGCAUCCUUGAAAGGUGGACACGCUGGGACAACAUAUAUCUUUAGCAAAGGUGGUGGACAAAUCACAUAUAAGUGGCCUCCUAAUGACCGACCAAGUACACGAGCAGACAGACUGGCCAUAGGAUUUAGCACUGUUCAAAAAGAAGCAAUAUUAGUGCGAGUGGACAGUUCUUCAGGCCUGGGUGACUACCUAGAGCUGCAUAUACAUCAAGGAAAAAUUGGAGUUAAAUUUAAUGUUGGGACAGAUGACAUCGCCAUCGAAGAAUCCAAUGCAAUCAUUAACGAUGGGAAAUACCAUGUAGUACGUUUCACGAGGAGCGGUGGCAAUGCCACUUUACAGGUGGACAGCUGGCCAGUAAUCGAGCGAUACCCUGCAGGGCGUCAGCUCACAAUCUUCAAUAGUCAAGCAACCAUAAUAAUUGGCGGGAAAGAGCAGGGCCAGCCCUUCCAGGGCCAGCUCUCUGGUCUUUACUACAAUGGCUUGAAAGUUCUGAAUAUGGCAGCCGAAAAUGAUGCCAACAUCGCCAUAGUGGGAAAUGUGAGACUGGUUGGUGAAGUGCCUUCCUCUAUGACAACUGAAUCGACAGCCACUGCCAUGCAGUCAGAAAUGUCCACAUCCAUUAUGGAAACCACCACAACCCUAGCUACUAGCACAGCCAGAAGAGGAAAGCCUCCUACAAAAGAACCCAUUAGCCAGACCACAGAUGACAUCCUUGUGGCCUCAGCAGAGUGUCCCAGUGAUGACGAGGAUAUUGACCCCUGUGAGCCGAGCUCAGGUGGGUUAGCCAACCCCACCCGAGCAGGCGGAAGAGAGCCAUACCCAGGCUCAGCGGAAGUGAUCCGGGAAUCUAGCAGUACCACCGGCAUGGUCGUUGGGAUAGUAGCUGCUGCUGCCCUGUGCAUCCUCAUCCUCCUCUACGCCAUGUACAAGUACAGAAACCGGGAUGAAGGCUCCUACCAUGUGGAUGAGAGUCGAAACUACAUCAGUAACUCAGCACAGUCCAAUGGGGCUGUGGUAAAGGAGAAACAACCCAGCAGUGCGAAAAGCGCCAACAAAAACAAGAAAAACAAGGACAAAGAGUAUUACGUCUGAUCCCGCGAUCUUAAAAGGACACUUGUAUAGAAAUAGUCUUCAUUUUAUCUGAGACAUAAUAUAAACUUAUUUACUUUCCUUUUUACGAAGCACAUACAAAAAGAAGACAGGGAAUGCAAUCAGGAAGGAAAGACUGUUUUUAAAAAAUAAAAACAAGUAUCUCAUGCUCUUGUUUCUCAAAAAAAAAUAAGAAAAAAAAAUAAACAAAACAGGGGCCAAUAAAUUCCCUAACAUUCACAGUGUUUUCAUUUACUCUGCCUGUCUUUAUGUUGCUGGAACAUUCCUAAAGACAGUGAUGACUGCACGCAUUCAUAAAGCAAAGGAGUAUUACAACAUCAAGGCACAACACAAAAACAACACAAAACAUAACACAAAAAAAGAAGCUACCUAUGAUCCUGGAUUUAGCCAAAGUGCUAGUGCUUUCCUGAGAAGUCAGUUAGCCCGAUUGCCAGAGAAGACUCUGUCAUUUUGAGUGACUCAACCUGCAAACCUUUCAGAGUUUGCCACCUGGCGCAACUGGAGCAGUGGUUGGACCUUGCAUUGUAAACAAAGUGCUGGCUUUUUUGAAGACUUGUGUAGGAACACAUUCAAAAAGCCCCUUUCUGGUUGUAAGGGAUUUAAAAAAAAAAUUUUAAAAGUAGUAUGGAGGCCUUAUUUUCAGAAAUGUGAAAUAUAAGGCACAUUUUCACACAAAUUUAAAAAAAACAAGAGGGCAUAGAUGCAAUCACUGGGAAAUUUUCAUGCACGCUUAAUAUGUUACUACAUAUGUUUAUAUAAAAUCCAUCUCUGUGUGCUUUCUGGACUGUGAUAAGUGAUGUUUUAUAGCCUGUUGUAUAGAAAAAUGCAAAAUAUAUCUCUACUCUUCAGCCAUUUUUGGUAAAUUCGAUGUUACAAGUGUUGCUAAAUAUAGAAAGUUUUAUGACAUCUGGAGCAACAAUUAUAUCAGUUUUGGGUUAUUUUUGUUGUUGUUCUUUUUAACCACCAUUAUAAAUUGCCACAAUAAUUUACUUUACAAAAUACAGUGUAGUGUUUAUUCUAAGGAAGAUAUGUAUGAAUGUAUAUAAAAUGCUCAACUACAUCUUUUUCUUACAUGUACAGCCUUCAUUCUGUUGCAAUUAAGUUUUAGUAUUUGUAUGAAAGGUGUGAAUUAGAAGGCAAAAUAUAUGCAUAUAUAUCUUAUAAUAUUCUUUUCUCCCCAAAAUACUCAUACCCCCCGCAUUCACCAUUUGCAAUCACGUAUAUGCACACACACACACAUACACACACAUCCUGAUAUUGCUAACCACUGGAAUUUAUCAAAUAUGAUGGGAGAACCAAACAUGCGUAUAAUAGCAGAUAUUUACUGAAAAAUUGAAAAGCAGGAAGAAAGAUAGUUGUGCCAAGGUAUUGAUGACAAAUGGGGUGAUUUGCUUCGUUGAGAUCUUGUUCCCAGGAAGCCCUGAAAAGAUUUUUGUCCCUAAUGAAAUGGAAACUUUUCUUAUCAAAUAAAAUACCACUGGUUAUACUGCUGCAUGAAUAUGAAUCAUUAUGUGGGCAGGUUAUGGAAACAAAAUUGGUUGAUCUAUGAGUACAUCUUAACCCUGGCUGCCGCAAUUAACAACUUUUGUUUCCAGUGAAAUAAUAUAGACAUUUUUAAAGCUGAUGUGCAUGAUAAACAUUUUUGGAAAGUUAACACUUUCUCAAAUAACAAAGUAUUUUCAACAAUUUUUGAUUCUGUAUUACUUACCCAUCUUACAAGAUCAUUUUCUAUCUGUUAAUUAUUGGUCAUAUUUAAACUUUUCUGCUUUUACAUAUGUAUCAUUUAAUGUAGUUUUAAUUUAACACCCAUUAAAUAGCAGAACAGUUUGGAAUAUACACUUGUUUUUGCAUAUUGUUUCAAUGAUGUUCAUAGCAAUAAAUUGUUAGCUUAAUAAGGUAAUGCAAAGAAAAUACAUUGCUAGAUUGUGAGGUGAUGCUUUGGUAAAAAUUGUUUGCAUUACUUGAACAUCCCUGAAAGAACAGUCUUAAACAAUCUUGUAUUUCAUAGAAUGGAAGAAUACAUUUAAAAUUAGCUUUAAUCAGCAAAGGCAAAAAAUGCAAAACAUCUUUUGUGAUACUUCAGUGAUUUAAGAAAACCACAACUGAGAAUUGGCCUGGAUUUCCAGACAUACAGUGCAGUAGGAGUAUGUGCAAUCCAUAGCAAAUCACUACUGUCUGUGAUCACCAAGUAAUUGAUGUAUCAAGAGUCUUAAAAGACUUUUCAUGACCCAGAGAGUAGAAGUUAUGAAAUUUAAUAUUCAUUACUUACGUUUCUUUAAGCUUGUCUUUGUUUUAAUUUGCCAGGUUAAAGAAUUCCCCAUCGUAUUAUUUUAUUUCUCCUCUCAUUCAAUAUUACUCAGGGAAAGCCAGUGAAAAAAGAGGUAAAUAUAAACUUACUAGUUGCAGCUUGAGAUUUUUGAAAAAAUUGGUUGCUUUUCCAUUUGAUAUACUGAACCUGAACUCAUUUCCAUCUGAAAAACUUCUAAAAGACA